Molecule: messenger RNA, 678 nt
Organism: Euleptes europaea (tarantolino)
Lineage: Eukaryota; Metazoa; Chordata; Lepidosauria; Squamata; Sphaerodactylidae
Gene: IZUMO2
Product: IZUMO family member 2
Exons: 7
Coding region: 1-678 (225 amino acids)
Source: RefSeq, a predicted model, not a curated record
AUGCUUCUCUCAGGCCCUCCUUUGCGGCUGUGGCUCCUGCAGCUUUUGGCCCUGCUGCCCACAGGCCUUCGGAGCUGCCUACAGUGUGACCAAAAGUUCCAGGAGAACGUGGCUAAGCUCAGGACUGGGCUGGUUGAACGUCAGAUCCACGACACUCGCCUCAAGGCCCGGGCUGAGGCACUGCUGAAGGGUCUCGAGGGGGAUUUUUUCUCACAUUACGCUACCAGCCAGUUUGCUGGCUUUGCAGUUAAGAGUACAGUUGAUGCCCUGGUCCAAGAAGUAAGAUCCAAAACAGAAAGCCUGGCUCAAAGCUCUCUUAAAGAUCAGGCUCUGCUAGAUGAAUUGGUCGAAUUCCGAAAGAAAGCAACCAUGAAGCUCAAGGUGGCAUUAAAAGAACAUCAGAAGAAUGCUUGCGACAGGGAAAACUGUGGCUGGCUCCGAUACAGCGUUUUGGAUUGCGUAGGGUGUAAAGAUAUCAACGCCGUUUGCUACACGAAACGUCAGUGCUUUGUUGAUUCCCAGGACCGCCUGUCUCUUCGCUACGGACCAGUCCUGUGGGAUCCCAACAUUGCCCGAAACGGAGUCGCUAUCGUCCUGUGCAUGGGCGGAGUGCUAUUCGUGGUGAUCAUAGGAGUGAUUAUAAAGUACUGGAGAAACCAGCUGUAUCUGUAUGUUUAG